This is a messenger RNA of Eucalyptus grandis, 1557 nucleotides long. RefSeq names its product ras-related protein Rab7. Gene Ontology annotation, cellular component: vacuolar membrane. Gene Ontology annotation, molecular function: GTPase activity; GTP binding. Lineage: Eukaryota; Viridiplantae; Streptophyta; Magnoliopsida; Myrtales; Myrtaceae. Bases 688 to 1308 code for a protein of 206 amino acids. The transcript has 7 exons. The record is from RefSeq and is a predicted model, not a curated record.
UGCUGACGAGGAGAGCACACGUACUAAGACGGUGGUCUCAAGCACGUCCGUGACCAACCUGGAACAACAUACUAGAGGUCUGAAGCAUGUCCUGGGGACACAACGGCCAAAACAGUCGGGCUAAAAUCAUGGAAGAAGACAAAGAUGGAGGAGAAAGAGGCAGUCACGACAGAAGAGCCAGGAGGAGGAGUCCACGAGAGGAACAGAGGAGAAGAAGAAGAGAAAAGGAGAAAGUUCUUAGCUUUGAUUGGGUUUGAUUUGACUUGAUUCCGUCUUUUCUUAAUGGGAUAAAAGAGCUUCUUCGCUGGCAGGUGCCCAUUUCUCGUUUCCUUAGUUGGCGAGCCUCACAUGGCCCCUUGGUCCCCUUCACAUCAUUGAUUUAUCACACCGAACAAACCCACAAGUAAAUUAAUAAUUCUAAGCUUGGCUCCACGGAUCACAGCAAGCUCUGGAAGAAGGGGAAGGAAGAAGAAUUGCCAGAAACGUUCCUGUGGAAAGUGGUCUCUGGAAGAGAGAGAUCAUUAGGUGUUUCAUCUUUUGGAGCUCAUACCCACGAGGAGAACAGGAAAGAGCAAUUGGAAAAUAGGCUUGUGCUGUGGGGAGUGUUGCAGUCACUUUCCUCUGCCUCUCUUGGCCUGCUUUGUGGAAGGGAGAAUAUACAUACGUUAAAAUCUGAGCUGGGUCUUCAUGGAUCCUUUGAGGAGAAGAACCUUGCUCAAGGUCAUAGUUCUUGGUGACAGUGGAGUGGGAAAGACCUCCUUGAUGAACCAAUACGUGUACAAAAAGUUCAGCCAACAAUAUAAGGCUACGAUCGGAGCUGAUUUUGUCACUAAGGAACUGCAGAUUGAUGACAAACUGGUCACCCUACAAGUCUGGGACACGGCAGGGCAGGAACGGUUUCACAGCCUCGGAGCCGCAUUUUACAGAGGUGCAGAUUGCUGUGUCCUUGUAUACGAUGUCAACGUCGGUAAAACCUUUGAAUCACUUAGCAACUGGCGCGAGGAGUUCCUUAAACAGGCAGAUCCAGCAGAUCCGGAGGCGUUUCCCUUCGUAUUGCUCGGGAACAAAAUAGAUGUAGACGGCGGGCACAGUCGUGUGGUUUCUGAAAAAAGAGCAAAGGAGUGGUGUGCUUCCCGGGGAAACAUUCCGUACUUCGAGACCUCAGCAAAAGAAGAUUACAAUGUGGAUGAAGCGUUUUUCUGCGUUGCGCAAGCUGCGCUGGCGAGUGAACACCAACAAGACAUUUACUUCCAGGGCAUCUCAGAAACAGUUUCCGAAGUCGAGCCAAGAGGCGGCUGUGCUUGCUGAAGUUCGCUUUCUAAAGAUUUGCACAGUCUUACUUUGAUUCUUUCACAAUGUUCUACGCAAAUUAUUAUUAUUGUUAUUAUUUUGACAUGCCGAGUGUUGGAAAGAGGCAGGUGCCCCAACCACAUCGAGUGGCUUGCACAAGCAUUCGUUUUUGGGGAAUAAUGUAAUUCAAUUCUCAAAAGUAGUCUCAGACUGCUUCAACCAUGAAAUUCAUUAUUCUCAAGGAAUAAAAGAAAGAUACUGCAUGUA